This is a messenger RNA of Ostreobium quekettii, 4719 nucleotides long. NCBI's taxonomy places the organism in Eukaryota, Viridiplantae, Chlorophyta, Ulvophyceae, Bryopsidales, Ostreobiaceae. The record is from the annotation of a GenBank genome assembly.
AUGGACGAUGAUGCGGCGGCCGCAGCGGCGGGAGGCGUCGCCGCGCCCAUCCUGGCGGAGCUCAGGCAGCUGGGGGACGACGAGCAGCGGGUCACAUGCCUGACAAAACUUAUAGAGCUCUGUCACAGGCAACCUGGAGCGGCAGAGGGCAUUCUGCAGGAUGUCCUGGCUUUGGAUUACUCCCGCAAUGGCGCAAGGGUCCGUGAGGAGGUUGUGGGUUUGCUGGACAUGGUGGUUGCUCCGCAGCUGAGCGCCCCUGCUGUGCAGCGUGUUGCUGAUCAUUUGCACAGAUGGCUCCAGGAUGAGCAAUCGGUGGUGAGGAGUGUUUUGCAGGCUGGCUGCAGGCUUGUGAGAAUCGCAAUGGCCUGCGCAGCAGUCAAGGGUGCUGAUACCCAACACACUGACGCCUGGAGGCAAGCGUGGCAGCGAGUGUGGUUGUUUGCCAGCGAUGGCUGCGAUGUCGCCCUGGGCAGUGGCAGCGGCGCCGUGCAGCUUUAUGGGGCGAAACUCAUGGAGACGAUCGUUAUUGCGUUCACGGCUCAGGAGACACCAGAGGUCCCUGGUCUGCCCUCUGUGGCGAUCCCCACAAACCACCCCAUCCUGCAACCGACCGUCCUGUUUCAAGACGGUGAGGACAGCCUACGCAAGCUGCUGCGCCUGGCAGACGCCCAGCAGGCAGGGUCACCGAAAGGUCCCGCCAACAUCGUCACCUUCAAGGCCUUAGGGUCAGUGGCGCGCCUGCGGUCCGUCUUCCUGGGACGAAUCCUGCCUCCUCUGCUGGGCCUGGCGAAGUCGGGAAAGUUCAGAGUCGCUGGCAGCACACAGGAACAGACAAGCGGUGUGGAGGUCAGCAUCGCCACAGCUCUGAAAGAGGCCCUGGUGGCAGCUCUGAGGAGCCGGGACGCCACGCAGUGGCGCAACAAGCUGGUGGAGGGGCUGGAAGCGAUCGGCGCUGCCGGUGUGGCAGACCAGCUCGUGAAGGCCAUGGACAGGCAGGCUGCCAAAGAACAGAGGACAAGGAAGGCUGUCCGGAGACAGAGUGACGAUGACAUAGACCCCAAGCGGCAAAAGAGGGAAGACAUGACAGGUGACACACCCGAGAGUGUGGACGGGCAGCCGGGGACAAACACGCUCGCAAGGAAUGGCCAUGCUGGGGCCGAAGACCUGUGGGACCCCCGGCCCGGCUCGGCCGCCAAUUUGAAGCCGUCUUCAGGCCAACGCCCCAGCGCACCUCCCCCAAACUCCUCCUUUUGGAGCCACUCGAGUUCGCAGCAAGCCAACACGCAGGGGGCCACCCGCGGUGCCUAUCAGGAGAACAUAGAGCCGAGGGGGGGGCAGGGGAUGCCAACUGGAGAUCCCAUGGGCGUGGGGGCCCUGUCUGCAGUUGAUGGCAAGGGGGAAGCUGAGGGGGGGGGAAGAGGGAGGCUGGAUGUGACGCAGGUUCGAGCCAUUCUGGGUCUGCUGGUUGGUACGAAGCAGAGGGCGCUGCUGCAGGCGUUUGUGAAGAAUCUGGACGUCCGGAUACUGGCGGAUGUCGUUGUGGCCAACCUGCAGUACCUCCCGGAGAGACCCACCACAGGGCCCAGCACUGCUUCCGCUGCACCUCUGACUCCCUCCCAGCCAGGGGCAUCUGCAGACAAACCUGCAGCUGAUGGGCCUCCAGCCCAGGAAGCCUCCAUGGUUCCUCCCCCACCCCCUCCUUUUCCACCUCCGCCGCAUCGUGAUGAGGAACCACCAACAUCUGUGGCCCAGCCGCAAGCAGUUAAUACUCCUUUUACCCAGCCCACUGUGACAACCUCGUGGCAUCAAGACCCUGCAAAUGCCGCCAAGGAGCCCAAAGGCGUUUGCCUGCCUGAACGUGGCCAAGCAACUCCUGAUGGCAUUCAUCUGCCAGAAGAUUCGUUGCCUAAGUCCUUGCACCAAUCUAAUGCUAUGCUGGCACCCACUGAAGGGGACAGCACCGCUGUCGAUCCCAAACUUCAUUCCACAGCGAAGUUGCUGGGGGGAGAUAUGCCAGGGGCGUCAGUGCUUCUUGCUCAAUCUGUGGAUGAUUUGCAAGCCAGCGCUGCACAAACCAGCAAUGCCGAUGCACCUCGCGGUGAAGGGACCGAGGCGGAUGGCGGUGAAUCAAGGCAGGAAACAAAGGCUGGGAUCCGUGCAGAAAACAGGGCAGCCAUGGACACAUCCACUUCGCAGGGAGCUCCCAUCAAUGGGCAGUCGGAUGGCAGAACUGGCAACGGUGAUGUGAAGGCUGCAGUGCAUGGGGAGACUGCCAAGUUUGGCUCUUUAGAUGCCAUGGAUGUGGAUGGAGCCAACGUCGGCGAUAGGAUGGAUGCAAGGGGGUUGGAGGGAGAGAAAUUGGAAGUGGAAGAGUCCAAGGAUGAGAAAGUAAAGGCAGGUGUGUUGGGCCUUGGGCUGGGUGCCGGCCUAGCGGGAGGGUAUCCCAUGGAUGUGAAGAAGCAAGAGGAGGACCUUGGGCAGGGUGAGGGUAUGUCAGACACGGAGGAAGCGGGGGAAAGCGGUGACGAACAGGUGGAGGUGGAUACCACCACCAGGCUGCCAGAUGACGGAGCUCCCAGAUUGGCCUUGCGCCCACGGACGCUUACGCCCGACCAGCGGCAGUCCCUCAUGCAGCUGAGCGUGUCUCCACUGAUCAGGGCCAACACCAGCAACAGCCGACAUGCCAGCUUCUCCCAGGGUGUGAUGGCCAAGUUGGCUGGGACGCCCAAGGACGGAAGCCCUAUGGACGCCAUACUCGAUCACAUCGUGGACAUGUUCCCUGAAAUGAGCGGCCGAGAGCUGGCGGUGAAGUGGCUCUACAGCGUGUUUGUGGCUCAUGGUCCGCCAACUGUAACUCCACCCAACUCAGUCAGCCCGCCCAAGGCCACAGCCCCAGAGGCUGCUGGUGACAUGGAUGUUGAUGCUGCCAAGAGUGACGAUGCAGGUGCCAAGGAAAAGAGUGACCAGGGUGAGGCAGCCGAUUGUCUAGUGAGCAGCAGUGGCAUCGGACACUAUGAGUACGCACUCAGCCUUCUGCUGGAGAGAAUCAGUGACAAGCUCCAGGACCCCCGGGACAAGACCUUCAAGCAGCUGCUGCUGGACGCCCCUGCCCUGCCGCCCACCCCCCUCAAGGCCUUCCUUGCCGCCCUCACUGCCCGCGGCCCUGCCUGGUCGACCACAUCCCUCAGUGUUGCUCUGGAGCUCAUGAAAGAGAGGCCUCCCUUGCAGAGUGCCAUGUUGGAGCUGAUCCUUGAGGCGGCCACGAGCGACCGGGACGACACGCGCGAAAAGGCCAUCCGCUUGAUCAAGAACCGUCUGUUCAGGGACUUCUCUGCGCAGGUGGAGGUCUUUGCGACCCAGGCGCUGCAGAGGCUCGAGGACCAUGAACCGCAGAGUGAGGCAGUGGAAGGCAGGGAGGGUGGGACAGGGGAGGGGGCAGAGGAGAACGAAGGCGGUGGCGAGGUAAGCGGGGCUGGCGAGGCGAUGGAGGAGGCACCAGCGGAGGCGUCGCCGUGGAUGCGAUACUGCAAUCUGUACAUGGUGCUGUGCACGAUGAAGGGGAGCAUGCUCAGAGGCCUGCUGAUGGUCUACGCCAAUGCCUCCAGAGGUGCCCAAGCUGCCAUACACAGCUACACCAAGCAGCUGGCGGAGGCCAUCGGCAUCCACAGCCCCAAGUUGCUGGCCCUCAUCGACGACCCGCCCCCCGGGUCGGAGCACCUGCUGCUGAUGAUGCUGACAGUCGUGCAGGACCGAGUGCCGCCGCCGCCUGUCGUCAAUGCGUGCCUGAAGCAGUAUGAAAAGACGAAGGACACCAGGUUCCUGAUGCCCGCCUUGCUGGGCAUGGCCAAGCGCGACGCCCUGGCCUGGGUGCCCCGCCUGGCGGCCCUCCCUGAGGCCGCCUUCUCGCAGGGCGUCCUGAUGCUCAUCCGCCGCCGGGGUGCCGAUGAGGCCGUGGAGCCCAACGAGGUGCUCGUCGCCCUCAACCGCGCCCGGUUAUCAGAAGUGGGCGUCACCGUGCUGCAGCUACGGGCGGCGCUGGACCACUGCCUGCGCGGCAUGGCGCAGAUCUUCGACCAGAAGGCGCUGGCCGCGGCGCUGAACAAGCUGGUGGAGGAGCAGACCUUGCCGCUGCUGUUCAUGCGGAUGGUCAUCCUGUCGGUUGGGCGGGAGCGGGGCCUGAGGCGAUUCGUGCUGGACACGCUGCUCAGCGGAUCGGUCGUCAAGGAGAAGAUCCGGCCGGACAGGAACCAGUGGCGCGGCUACCUGAUGCUGCUGCGCCGCACGGCGCCCAUGUCCCACCGCCACCUGCUGGCGCUGCCCACUGAAUUGUUGAAGGCAGCGGUGGAGGAGCUGCCCGGGGAGUUCGCGGGCGGGCUGCUUGGGUACGUGGAGGGGCCGGGAUGCGACGUGCGGGUGCCGGCGGACUCGCUGGCGGCCGUGCGCGCGGCGGUGAAGAGGGCUGAGGAGAGGCGGCGGGCGGCGGAGGCCAAGGCCAACGCGGAGGCGGAAGUUGGGGGAGAAGACUGCGCGGUGGCAGGGGAGGCUGGAGAUGAGAGGUUGGUUGGCAGGGGUGAGCAUCAGCAGGAGAAGCCGGGAGAUGGGGCAGAGGAGAAACCAAGCGAGGAGGCAUCAGAGGCGAAGGGCUCUGUCCGGAAUGGCGAUCUGGGUGAGGAGAGGGACCCAGGCGGGGAAGCCUCAGAGGCCAAGGAGCAGGAUUAG